GGAAAAGUCAUAUAAAAAAACGCUAUUUUAUUCUGAAAAAUGAACACUGAACAGGAUGUGCGUUGUCUAUGUAGAACCUGUAGAACACAGUGGGAGUUGAUGGAAAUUAAAUCCGCUUCUCACUUUCAAGUCAUUUCCCCAAUGAGGGAAUUGAAACGAGCCGGGAGGUCAAGGCCCUGAGGGGGAGAUGACAAAGGAAGAUGUUUCAGAGCCUAUUGAGGGAGACACUGUGCUGGGCCGGGCCUCUUCCUAUCAGCGGCCGGUUAUCCACCAGGUGGCUUCUGCACCCAUGCCCAGUGACUGUGAGUUCUCCUUCUUUGACCCCAGUGAGCCACAGUGCAAGGAGGUUCUUCUGGAUCCAAACACAACCAUACCAGAGCUGUUUGCUGUCCUCAGGCAGUGGGUGCCCCAGGUUCAGAAGUACAUUGAUCUCAUCGGCAAUGAGAUACUAAAGAGGGGCUGUGGUGUGAAUGACCGAGACGGUCUGACAGAUAUGAGCCUCCUGCACUACUGCUGCAAGGCCGGGGCUCCGGGCAUCGGUGAUGCAGAGACAGCAGCUGGAUUUGCCCGCCAGCUCCUUGCCAUGGGCGCUGAUCCCAACCUUCGCUCACGCUGGACUAACAUGAGGGCCCUGCACUAUGCUGCCUACUUCGACGUGCCCCAGCUUAUCCGGGUAGUGUUGCAGGCCUCCCAGCCUGGAGAGGUAGAUGCCACCUGUAGUGACUUUGACUUUGGCACCGCCCUGCACAUCGCUGCAUCCAACCUGUGCAUGUCAGCUGUCAAAUGUCUCUUGGAGCUGGGAGCCAACCCUGCUUUCAGAAAUGAAAAAGGGCAGUGCCCAGCAGACAUGGUUCCUGACCCCCUUGAUAUGCCCUUGGAAAUGGCAGAUGCAGCCGCCGUGGCCAAAGAACUUCAGACUUUGCUGAGACAGCCUUUACCCAGACCCAGCUCCCCUCUGCCCCUCACUCUGCAAGCCCAGUCCCUUCCUGUUCUCUCCGAUAAGGCCAGGAUACAGCUCGCCACCAUGGGAAUCCGACUAGGGGACCGUGUGGUGAUAGCGGGACAGAAGGUUGGAAGCCUGCGAUUCUGUGGCAGCACGGAGUUCUCUGGAGGCCUCUGGGCUGGGGUAGAACUAGACAAACCAGAGGGAAAGAACGAUGGCUCAGUAGCAGGGGUUCAGUAUUUCACCUGUCGCAUCAAACACGGAAUCUUUGCACCCCUAUCUAAGAUAAGCAAACCUUUGGAAAAACAUAAAACCAGCACCAGAAAGACGUCUACACCCGUACGCCCCCCUCGUCGCAUUGAUCUAUCCCGCAUCCCCUCCAAGAUAAACACAGGUGUUCUCUCCCAGUCUCUCUCCUCUUCGUCCUCUUCACUGGACUCUCGGCAUGGGCCAGGUGCCCGACCUCGUCCACUGCCAAGGCAACGUCCUUCUGCCAGGCAGCGAAGGGAGCGUGCUUCCCUGAGUCCCAGGACCACUCCGGCCCUGCGCUCUUCUCCUGACACCUCUGCACUUACUGCAGGUCUUCGAAGCCAAACCCCCUCAGCUAGUGGCUCUGUGUGUGGGGGCCCUGAGAUGCACCUGGGGGAGAGGGUGCUCGUGGUAGGCCAGAGAACUGGUGUAGUCAAAUUUUAUGGAAAGACCAGCUUUGCUCCAGGCCUCUGGUUGGGCAUUGAACUGGACAAGCCAAGUGGUAAGAAUGAUGGAUCAGUGGGAGGAGUGAGGUACUUUAGCUGCCCACCAAAACAUGGCGUCUUUGCUCCUCCGUCUCGUGUGCAAAGGAUCCAUGGGUCUGUUGAUUGCCUUUCAGAGCUCUCCUCCUCUCGCCUUAGUCAUUCUUUCAGCGGGACAAUCCGUCGCAGUUUCAGCACGUCAUCGGCUUUCGCCACCCAGAAGGAGACGAGCAGAAGUCCUGUUACCAGAAGUCGCUCCAACCCUCACCGUCGGCGCUGGAACACCCUAACUGGUGGUAUUGGCAGUGUUCCCAGGAGAACAGCAGGGUCCAGCCCCUUACCCAGCUCGGACGGACAGGUUUGCCUCCACGUGGGCAUGCAGGUCCUGCUCAGCAGUGCCAAUGACAUGGCAUUCAUACGUUAUCUGGGCACAGCAGACUUUGCCCCAGGCCUUUGGCUGGGUCUGGAGCUCCGGAGCUCCAAGGGUAAGAAUGACGGCUCUGUGGGUGGCCGCCGUUACUUCACCUGUCGACCUGGCCACGGUGUGCUGGUCCGUCCCAGCCGGGUCACCUACCGUGGUAUCAACGGUUCACGCUUGGUGAAUGAAAACAGCUAAGGAAUGUAGAAACCAGAGAGCGGAGGGUUGUUUUAACUUUCUGUUCAUGAUCUAUUCAAAGCAAAAGUAUUAAGUUUAAACUUUGCUUUUUUUGCAUUGCACAUUAUUUUCUAUUUGUAUAGUUAGUCCUAUGUACUCAUCCAGAGGUGUUGUAAGUAUCAGUACAGUAAUAAAACCAACUAUUAAUAGUUUGAAUUUAAAAUACUAGAUUACGUUUUUGGAACAAAAUAUAGGAUGCGAACAAGGCACUUUAAAAAAAAUUAACUUUAAAUUCAUAUUAGAAUUGUUCUUGAAAGGAUACAGGGGAAGAAAGUCUUAAUAGGACAUAAAACACUGCACUACUUCUAUUCUGAUUGCACUGAGAAAAAAUAUCAGUUAAGAUGAUUAGAUCAGAAUAAGAUACAGUUAAUGGUAUGGAUCUGCACACAAAAAAGGAUUUCUAAUUUUCAUUACAAAUCAAGUACAACUUUUUUUUAUUGGAUAAUUUAGGUGGUAAUGUAGCCUACUCCAAACUAACCAAAAGUGUGCAUGUGUUGUGAAUGUGUGCAUGUGUGUAUUAAUUAAUAGCACUUUUUUUUCAUUUUCUUUUUCAGGGUCGUAAUAUGGUUUACAGAUAAUUGAUGGUGUUAAGUCAAAACUGGAUUCUUACUUUAUGAUCAAUUGGAAUUAAACGGGAUUUAAUUAAGUAAAGACCUCGAUCAAGCUUCCUCAGAAUACAACAGCAUCAACAGAAGUUUUUUCCUCCUACAUAAAUCAGUCUCUGUCCAUUAACUCUACAUUGAUAAAUUAUGGUUAUUUUGUGCUAUGGGCAGCAAAUUCCUACCUAUUGCUUCUUUUGGCUGUGAUUCUGUUAGUGACAAACUGUUCAUCAUUAAGGCGGUAAUGCCAUUUAGUUAGUGUAUUAAACAACACAUUGAAGGUUGGAUUUUUGACAAUUGAAAGCCUGAUUAUAAACCAGACUUGUGUGUCUGGAUUCAAACCUUUUUUCCUUCUGACUAAGCAUCAGAGCAGUCAUGUUUUCCAUAUUUACAACCUGAAUUUGGAAACAAAAUCAAUGUGUGUAAUAUCUGCCCUGAGAGCUUUUCAGUACAGUAUGUAUUUACAUUUGUUGAAGACCAGAUUUCAGAGCAGUGGAUGUGGCAUAAUUGUAUUUGAUGCUUACUUAAAGCAGCUUGACGCAGGAAAUAUUCAAUCGUCCAGAAGUUUCAAGGAUGGAGUUUGCUAUUUGAUUAGAGCCGUCCGGGCAGCUCAGCAGGGAGCAAGCCAUUGAUUUGUGCAUGGGGAAAACAGGCCCGCUAUUCAGCAAAACUCUCAUGUACCAUCCAAUUAAGGUGUUGUGUAGGCCAUGACAAGAUCCUUAGAAUCUACAAUGACCUUCUCUCAUUGAUCUGUCCGGCCAGGCCCCCUGUGAUUGAAAAGCAGUAGUGGUCAGAGCCCAAGGUUGCCUGUAAUAUCUGCAACAGAUCUAACGGAUGAAUUGAGUGAGCGCUUUAAAAGCCCAAUCUUUCCAAAUUCCUAUUGGAACAUUUUAAUUAAAAAAAAGUUAUUUGCAUUAGGUCCAUCUCUGUGAUAAUUUCUGUGGUGUUCUACGUUUCAAAUGUCAUCUUUAGAUAAACUCACAUUUUGGUGUAUUUGCAGUCCAAAUUGUAUUACAGCAUGAGUGAUUUCAGAUUUCACUGAUUGGUAUGAAACGAUUUUUUCCGCUAUGUUCUUGUGGGUAAUAGUUUUUCAUUGGACUUCCAGAUGUAUAUUUGAAGUAUGAGUGUGUGAGAAAGGGAUUUGGUCUGAUGUAUUUACGUGUUGUGGAAAAUAAUUUGAAAAAAAAAAAAUUAAUAAAAGAUUAUAUUCUUAUUUGA
Etheostoma cragini (Arkansas darter) is the source of this 4146-nucleotide messenger RNA. Its product is annotated as CAP-Gly domain-containing linker protein 4-like. Gene Ontology annotation, molecular function: microtubule plus-end binding. NCBI's taxonomy places the organism in Eukaryota, Metazoa, Chordata, Actinopteri, Perciformes, Percidae. Gene Ontology annotation, biological process: cytoplasmic microtubule organization. Bases 188 to 2290 code for a protein of 700 amino acids. The transcript has 15 exons. Gene Ontology annotation, cellular component: nucleus; cytoplasm; microtubule plus-end. The record is from RefSeq and is a predicted model, not a curated record.